UUUGGGCCUUAUGGGUACCCUUUUGGGCCUGGGUGAAAUGCGUAAAAUCUCUUGUUCAGUCGAAACAAACUAGGGUUUGAGAUGAAGAAAAUGGUAAAGGCGGAAACGAAGAAGAAAGCAAAAUGUUUCAUGGAUGUGGAUAAGAAGAAGAAUAUGCAAAGAUUAGGAGGAGGAGGCUUAUCAUUGGAAGCAUUUGCAAACGCCAAAACCAAGACCAACACUUACAACCCUGCCAUUAUAAAGAAGCAAAGGGAGUUUUAUAAGAACGCUAAAUAUGUGAAUAAAUAUAAGAGGAUAGUUAAGCAGCAACAAGGAGAGCCUUCUGGUUCUGCAAGACAACUAGAGGAUGAAGAAGUAGAUAUUAGGAGAAAUAAGAAGAAUAGUGCUAGAAGCCUAAGAGAAAUAUAUGAGAGAAAACGCGAGGAGGAUGACAAGGCAAGGAUGGAGACGGAGGCCACUAUUCUAGCAAGGAAAGAAGAAAUGCAGAGAGCUGAAUCUCGAAGGAAAGAACUAAGGGAGAAAAUGUUCAAGAAAACUAAAUCAGGCCAACCAGUCAUGAAGUACAGAAUAGAACAUAUUUUGGAAACACUUCAAGGAUCAAAAGUAUAAGUAAUUGCAAAAGACAAAAGUCUGGAUGUAAGAGUUAUGCUUCAAGUUUCUAUAUCAAAGAAAAAACCAUCAUCUUGUCCGAUUAAUAUUACUUGACUCACUAUGUCUUUUGAACUUGAUGUCUUUUAUUCUUGCACAUCUUUACUUAUUCUAUCAUUUGAUUUCUUAGAUAGGAAUAGGAGUACCAGUAGUAUUUAAAGUCUUGAAUUCUCAUUAAUUUUGUAAAGGUGAAAUCAGAAUUUAAUUUUGAUGAAUGAA
This is a messenger RNA of Solanum lycopersicum (tomato), 867 nucleotides long. Its product is annotated as rRNA-processing protein fyv7. Gene Ontology annotation, cellular component: nucleus. The record is from RefSeq and is a predicted model, not a curated record. NCBI's taxonomy places the organism in Eukaryota, Viridiplantae, Streptophyta, Magnoliopsida, Solanales, Solanaceae.